AUGGCCGCGUCUCGGUCCCAGCAGCUUGGCUUCGGGGCGGCUCCCGCGCUCCCCGCGCUCCCCGCGCUCCCGCCCGGCCCAGCCGCUGCCCCACCGCCACCCCCGGGCCCCGGGCCCUUCGCCGGCUUCCUGAGCGGCGGUCCAGCGCCCCCCGCGCCCCCCGCAGGCGCGCCCGCCCCGUCGGCGUCGCAGCGCCGCAAGCGCACGUCGUUCAGCGCCGAGCAGCUGCAGCUGCUGGAACUCGUCUUCCGCCGGACCAUGUACCCCGACAUCCACCUGCGCGAGCGCCUAGCCGCGCUCACUCUGCUCCCCGAGUCUAGGAUCCAGGUGUGGUUCCAGAACCGGCGGGCCAAGUCCAGGCGACAGAGUGGGAAAGCCUUUCAGCCCUCCGCCAGGCCUGAGCUUUUCCUCCACCCUGCCGUUCAGGGACCCGAAGCAAAAUGUCUGAAGCCCCAGCUGCCUCUUGGAGUAGACGUGACCUGCCUGCCCAGUCCCAGCAGGAUUGGGGAGGGCACCCCCCACCCGAGCUGCCAAGGUCAGCGCUUCCAAGCCUACUCUCCCCUCUCCGAAGACACUGGUUCCAAGCUGGACUCGUGGGAGGAACACAUCUUUUCUGCCUUUGGUGACUCCUGAGGAGUGUGGGUGAAGUCAGGACAAGCUCCGAGGAGGAGCUGAGACUGAAGGCGGGGACAUGCAUACCAGGAGGCUGUCCCUUCUGGCGAGGGACACAAGCCUGUUCACCUCGGUAAGGGUGUCACCCGCGGCUCUCACCACUGAGGCUCCCUCCCCCGUCUCCUGUGAGCCUUUUACCCCCUCUUCUCCCUCUAUGGGCCCCUCCCCAGGAGUCCCACGGCCCUUUGUCCUGGGCGUCUCCAGACCCACACCUCGGGUUCCAUCGGGACCCCUGCUCCUUCUGGCGGGUCGCCCACUUCCCUUCCAGACUGCUUCGUCAGAACUCCCUCUCCCCUUCCCAAGAACCAGCAGCCAGGCUCCCUCUCUCCUCACUGCCACUGCCUCAGCUGGCUUCUCGUGCUUCCUCCAAGGCUUGUGACCUUGAACUCAUUCAGACUGGGUCCUCAGUCUGCCCCCGAGAUUGACCCCUUUUCUGUGAGUGUGGCCUGUCAUCUUUACACCCAUUCGUAGCUCUGGCGAUUCUGCAUGCAGAUUACUUCUAGAGCACCCCGCCCCCCCGCCAGCUUCUCAGAUUUUCACACAUCUUUAGAAAUCUGUGGUAGCCUCCUGUGGCCGCCAGAUGGAAAAAACCUUUCCGUUACCUUCCUGGACAACCAGCGGACAUCUCCCGCGACAGAGCAGCCAUGCAGAUCUUCUUGAGGCCUGUCCCUGAGCAGCCCCCCUCGUCCGUGUUCUCAGACACUCAAGGUCCCGUCCCCCCGAGUCUGAACCCUCCUCUAAUCCUGAUUUCUUACCUUUUACUCCAUUCACUCCCACAUUACCCUUAGCACUUGUCAUUGUACUUGGUGCAACUUGAAUGGGUUAUUAAAUGCU
Mustela erminea (ermine) is the source of this 1506-nucleotide messenger RNA. RefSeq names its product Mix paired-like homeobox (gene MIXL1). Gene Ontology annotation, biological process: endoderm development; endoderm formation; hematopoietic progenitor cell differentiation. Bases 1 to 633 code for a protein of 210 amino acids. The record is from RefSeq and is a predicted model, not a curated record. The transcript is spliced from 2 exons. Lineage: Eukaryota; Metazoa; Chordata; Mammalia; Carnivora; Mustelidae. Gene Ontology annotation, molecular function: RNA polymerase II cis-regulatory region sequence-specific DNA binding; DNA-binding transcription activator activity, RNA polymerase II-specific.